This is a messenger RNA of Rotaria sp. Silwood2, 453 nucleotides long. The record is from the annotation of a GenBank genome assembly. NCBI's taxonomy places the organism in Eukaryota, Metazoa, Rotifera, Eurotatoria, Philodinida, Philodinidae.
AUGGUUUUAUUGUUAAUCGUUAUUGUUGUGGAUUUUUUUUCUCGACGAAAUCGUUCAUAUCAUAUGAUACCAAUGGUUCAUUUAUGUAUGAAAAGAUAUUUAUGGCGUGAAAUGAUUUUUCAGUCUGUUAUACAAAAAGAAUUAAUUAUUAUUAACCAAAAUUUCUACCAAUAUACGAAUAAAAGUUAUGAAUAUGAAAUAGUAAAAGAAUAUAGAAGAAAAGAAAUUGAUUCAUUAUUAUUAACUGAAAAUAAAACAAUAACAUUUGAUAUAAUUUCACUUUAUUUACGACAAGAGUUUCAUAAAAUAUAUGAUGAAACAACAGUAAGAGGAGGUGCUGGAUGGAAUAUGGAUCAAAUAUUAAUAACAAUGUUUGUAUUUGAUUAUAUAAAUAUGACAACUAAUGGGCAAAAAUUAAAAAUUCAUGAACGAGGAUUAUUAGUAUGUCAAUAA